Molecule: messenger RNA, 2547 nt
Organism: Ruditapes philippinarum (Manila clam)
Lineage: Eukaryota; Metazoa; Mollusca; Bivalvia; Venerida; Veneridae
Exons: 9
Coding region: 52-1845 (597 amino acids)
Source: RefSeq, a predicted model, not a curated record
UACAUUGUUAAAAUAUAUUUGAAAUCUGUAUUUAAUUACUCUUUGCUAACAAUGCAUAGUUUUACUUGUUUCUUUCUCGGAUUUUUUUCAACCAUUUUAGUGACACGUGCCGUCACGAGAACUGGCGUGGUGAUAGACUGCUAUAAUACAACGGUAAAGGACUACAACGGCCACCAGCAGACGACAGAGACCGGGACACCGUGUAUAAGAUGGGAUUCUAAUGAGGAUUACAAAAAUGAACAAUUUCGUGACGCUACAAUAUCAGAUGCAGCAAACUUUUGUCGUGCUGUUGGAGAGAAUUAUCUCUGGUGUUUGACAGACAGUGGCGAUUGGGGCAAAUGUGGAAUUGAAAAAUGUGAUGAUAACGGUAUUAGCAAAUGUGGAAAUCUAAAAAUUGAGAAACCAGCUUUACUAGGACGAAAUGUAACGUUUACUUUUACCCCGGACUCACAUGAUCCAGAAGCAAUACUAGAAUGGCAACGUGCAGCUAAAGGAAACCCAUGGUUUACUCGUCCUUUGACAUACAAGUUCACACAGUAUAAUGAAGAAGGAACAUACUACAUGGUCUUAACAGACAGUGUGCUAAAAAGUGAUGAGGUUUAUUACCGGAUACAUUAUUACAACAAAACCGUGCACUGUUGGAUGAAAGCAGGAAAACUUGAACUUGAUGUGCCGCCAAGUGCUCCAGAAUUAGAAGGUUUGCAGGACAUUGAUACAUUUAAGAAAUGCAUUGUUGGUUCUGAUAAAGAGGAAAUUCAAGUGCAUUGUAAGACAAGUGGCGGGAAACCAAAGGUUAAUGCAGAUGUUACAGUAGGGGAAGACUCAUUUCAAGCACUGCAAUCUGAUAUUAAUAAAUCGGUUUAUAUAGCAUUUAUUAAACUUGCUGACCGUUAUCACAAUGCAACAAUCACUUGUUCGGUAAAGAAUGAUGCGUUAAUAUCACCACUUAACACUUCUGCAAAAGUGUAUAUUAUAAAACCUCCUGCAACUGUUAAAUUAUCAGCACCAAUCAAUCUUAAAGAAGGCAGUCCUGUUCACAUCACUUGCCUGACUCAAAGUUCAAGACCUCCUCCUGAUGUUUACUUAAACAUUUCCGGUAUUGAAGUGUCGUCUACUGACGUAGAUACGAGGACUUCAUUUAAAAGGGACACUUCGUUAUACAGCACCACUACUACCUUGACAACAUUUAAACGGGAAUGGAACGGAAGGAACAUCGUCUGCUGUAGUUAUAAUAAAUGGUACAAUACACCUAGAAACUGUUCCGAAGCGAAACAAGUUAACUUUACAUGGAACCAAAGACAAAUGUCCAGCAACAAAAAUGAAACACUUAUUGGAGUCAUUGUCGGAAUAUGUUUAGCGUUGGUUGUAAUAAUUCUUGUCAUGGUAAUUGCCAUCAGGAAAAAAAGAAACAACGAUCAAGCACAACAUAAAAGAGAUCAGCCAAGUCAAGAAAGAAACAGUCUUCCUCCGCAAGAAAAUGAGCAUGCUGCGUCAGGAAAGGAUGUCGCCUUUGCAGACGAUCAGUGUGACGUUACAUAUUCUCAACCAAUCAAGAAGAAAAAGGUUGCCGCAGUGUGUGAUGAAACAUAUGCUGAAGUUGAUAAAACAAGAAAAAGAAACCAUCAAGCUAAAGGCUCAGCUGCUGAGGGACAGCGCUCUGAAGAUGGACAGCUUAUGUAUGUUGACCUCGAGUUCAAUGAAGAUGGAAAGAUGCAAAAAGAAGCUGUCACCAAGCGACUCGAUUCACCUACUGAAUACGUUGGUAUAGAUUUCGCCAAAACUGCAGCUUAUAUUGCUGAAGAGAAUGACACGGCAGAAAUGGACAUCAUCUAUAUAAAUCAGUAAAAUAAAAAAGCAAUAAGAACCCCUACCGUUUCAUUCGAUUGUGAAGACAAGUCAAAUCACAGACACGUAUGCUUAUUCGCCCUUAAAUAUUAACAUCUUUCAAGUAAAUACUAUACAUAUACUAUGCUAUAUAAUUCAUAAAUAAAAUGAAGUGUGUAAAUGAAUUUGGCCAUGAAGUUAACUGUAAACAUGAGUGCUCACAUUAUUCUAAUACUAGUGUCUGUGCCUAUCAUAUAUAUAUUGUGUUCAUAUUUCUAAUGAAAAUUUUAAAACAUUUCUUUUCUUGCUUCUCAAUGUUAUAACUACAAAUGUUUGUGGUUUUUUAUGUAAAUUUGGACGCAUGACAAACAAGAAAAAAGAUAACUUGAAAUUCUGGCAAUCAUAUCGUUAUUCUUCUAGUUGGGGUUAAACAUAUCUAACCAUGAAUUAUUUAUUUAUAUUUCCUACAAUAUGUGCGUAACUGUUUAGAACAGUUCAUUUGUAAUUCAACUGGCAUGUAUUUGCAACAAUUAAACACAAUAUAAUUAUUUACCAAAAUGAUAAUUCUUUUUACAUUUGUAUGUUUGAUUGUAUGAUAUUUUUUUUUCGUUAAUAGUUGUUUGUUUCGUGAUUAUAAAAUUGCCUUUGUACUAUUCGUAUUGGUUUGAAUAUUUAUCAAGUUUCACACUGUAAAUGACAAGAAAUGCUAUCAUAUUAUAUUUU